This is a messenger RNA of Plasmodium malariae, 1701 nucleotides long. Its product is annotated as ubiquitin-activating enzyme E1, putative. Lineage: Eukaryota; Apicomplexa; Aconoidasida; Haemosporida; Plasmodiidae. Gene Ontology annotation, cellular component: SUMO activating enzyme complex; cytoplasm. Gene Ontology annotation, molecular function: SUMO activating enzyme activity. Bases 1 to 1701 code for a protein of 566 amino acids. The record is from RefSeq and is a predicted model, not a curated record. The transcript has a single exon. Gene Ontology annotation, biological process: protein sumoylation.
AUGAAUGAGCUGGAAAAGUUUAAGAGGCAAAUUUCUCUGUGGGGUAUUCAUCACCAAGAAAUUUUAAUGAGCAGUUGUAUUUGCAUGCUAGGUAGUAGUUUCCUUAUUUCAGAAGUUGCUAAGGGGUUGAUAUUAAGUGGUAUUAGUAAUAUCUUAAUAGUGGACGAUGAACGAAUAUGUGCAGAAGAUUUUAAAUUUUACCUGUACUGUUCAGGUGAAAUAAUAAAUGAACAUAAAUGUAAAAUCAUAAAAAAAAAUUUGAUGAAUAUAAAUAAAGAGGCCAAAAUUAAUUAUAUUAUUGAAAAUCCUUUGCAUUAUUUUUAUAAUGUCCUAUUAAAAAAUGAUUCGUACGAUAUUAUAAUUUGUAAUUUAUCUGUAAAAGAUAAUAUAAUUGUAGAAAAAUUAUGUACGGAAAAUUAUAAGAGGGUUAUUACUUGUCAUGCGAGGGGAUUACUAGGUUAUUUAAAUAUUUGUGUAAAUAACCACGUAUACAUGAGUAUAGAUGAUAAUAAAAAAGAAGAUUUUUAUUUGUAUUAUUACUUAUCUAUUUCAUUAUAUUAUGAAUUAAAAAAACAUGCACAGAGUGUAGAAUAUACUUUUUUUCAAGUUAAUACUGCAUGGAAUAAGUUGCUUUUUUUGGUAAAAUGUUAUCACGAUUUUUGCACACAAGAAAAAGACAAGAGUAUCAAAAAAAAUGUAAUACAAUUUGUAAGAGAAAAAUUGAAACUAACAAAUGUUCAUUUUAACAAUAUAGAUAAAGUAAAAUACCUUUUUAUCGAUUUAAUUGAAAUUGUGCAUUUAAUAAAGUCCCUUUUGAAAAACAAGGAUAAAAUUAUAAAAAAUAAUCAUAUAUGUAUAUUCUUGGUUGUAUAUAAAAGUUUUAUAAAAAAAAAAAAAAAACUUCCUUAUAUAUACGACCUUAUUUUUGAGGAAAACGCUAUUAGUACAAUUUUGAUGAACAGAAAAAUUGAAGAUAAGGAAGAAAUAUAUCAGCUGAUUGAAAAAAAAAAAGAGAAGUACAAUUUUAAGAAAUUAUUUAACAUAUCUUUUUUUUCCUACUUCUUAUCGCAUUUUUGUUCCAUUGAAAAUGUGGUGAAUACAAAUGAGCUGGGUAAAAACAUCACAGGUAGCGAAUUUAUGUUUUUGGACUUUUCCUACUUGUACUCCUUCGUUUUUAAACAUAUGCAAGAUAAUGACCUGAACAUGUUCAGAAAAGGAAGCGUUAAAAACUUUCCGCUGCUUUUAUAUGGCGAGAAGGAGAAGAAAGGAAUCUCUGCUUUUGCAAAAUGUAACAUGUCCAAUCGUAGAAAGAGUGGAAUACUAUUAUGUAACAACAAAAGGGAUAUCUUAAAUUUAUAUAGAAACACCAUUUUUAAAAAUUCUGAUCAAAAGAAAGUAAAUAACAAUGUAGAUAACUCUUUUAAUGAAUAUGCGCAUGAGGAUUUUCCAUUUUUGCACAGCGCAGAUGAUGAGAAAUCACUCCAUCGUUUAUCUUCAUAUAUAGACGUAAAUAUAAAUAUUCUGCUCGAAAAAGUUCAAAUUAUUAAUAAUACAUUUCUUCAUUAUAGCAAACACAUGAACGUUCAUAAUAACUGUGCGCAGCUCGUCAUAUCGGGAUUAAUAACGCAAGAAGCCAUAAAAAUAUGCUCUCUUUAUUUAAAGCCUCACUUAAAUUACUUUUUUUUUAAAACGCGCAGUUAA